AAGACAAACACAUAGACGAUGGACAACAGUCCAGGUGGUGGAGUUAUCCUGUACGCAGGCUCAACAGGCAGUAUCAGCCCUAGUCCUGGCAGCCCUUCUAGUGGCUAUCAGACCCAGUCACCCUCUUCCCAACCCUCUUCCCCUGAGGAGGCCUCCUUUACUGAGAUUGGUGCUCUCAAGCAACGAGUGGGUGGCAGCAAUACUAGUGGAGUCGUUGGCACACCACCCUCACCUAAGUUGGUUUUUCAGUUCCCUGAAGUGAGCCAUGCCCCAGUGGUGAACUCUGUUACCCCAACCGUGACUUCCAGCCAGCACACAUACUCCCAUCCUAUUGUGGGCAAAAGGCCGUGUGGAUUUACUGGCACUUUUACAAAGACUGGAGGCAUGGUGCUACUAUGUAAAGUGUGUGGUGAUAUUGCAUCUGGGUUCCACUAUGGAGUGCAUGCAUGUGAGGGCUGCAAGGGUUUCUUCCGACGAAGCAUCCAGCAGAACAUCCAUUACAAGAUGUGCGUGAAGAACGAGAACUGCUUGAUUAUGCGAAUGAACCGAAACCGUUGCCAGCACUGCCGCUUCAAAAAGUGUCUCUCUGUAGGCAUGUCCAGAGAUGCUGUGCGUUUUGGACGUAUCCCUAAACGUGAGAAGCAGCGACUGCUUGAUGAGAUGCAGAGCUACAUGAACAGCCUCAACGAAUCAGCUUCCAUGGACGUUGACUCCUCUCCUUCCACAGAGGCCCCUCCUAGCCCAGGAGAAAGCCAAUCAGAAGAAGUUAUUGGUGCAGUUUCUCAAGCAUAUCGCAACAUCUUUGCAAAUGGAGAGGAAAAAGUGGUCAAAACCAAUGGCAACAACAUGAACAACAAUAACAGCUCCUCCAACUGCCCGCAGUCUCAUUUUCACCAAAACAUACAGAAAGAAUGCCAUUCCCAGACAACAACAGACUACCACGCUCAACCACGAUGCCCGGUUAAACAUGACAACAAUUCAACAGCACAAACAGUUGACAAUGGUCGCUACACUUACCUGCAGUCCUCCAAUCACAAUGCAGGUGGCCCAGCCUCACUAAAUUACCUAGAGAAGCAAAACAGCUAUCCAGCUAGCAAGUCCAAGAGUCCGACUUCCUGUCCAUGGAGGUUAGGAGCAGGUGCUAAAGUUCUGGCUUGCCCUCUGAAUGCUUCUCCUGUAUCUCCUGCUGAUCGUUCCAGUCAGCAGGUGUGGGAUGCCUUCUCUCAGUGCUUCACACCAGCUGUCAGGGAGGUGGUUGAGUUUGCCAAGAGUAUCCCAGGUUUCCAAGAGCUCAGCCAGCAUGACCAGGUCAUGCUGCUUAAAGCAGGCACUUUCCAGGUUCUGAUGGUGCGGUUCUGCUCGCUGUUUGACGCUAAGGAAAAGACAUUGACGUUUUUGAAUGGGCAGACAUACCCCCUGACCUCACUGCGAGCGCUGGGUAUGGGCAGUUUGCUGGAUGCCAUGUUUGAGUUCAGUGAGAAGCUGGGCUCCCUGGCACUGGAACCAGAUGAGAUGGCCCUCUUCAUGGCGGUGGUUUUAGUGUCUGCAGAUCGCUCUGGUAUCGCGGACAUGAGCGCUGUGGAGCAGUUGCAGGAAGGUCUUAUCCAAGCCCUGCGUUCCCUCAUCACACGCAGACGGCCAGACGACACCUCGCUGUUCCCCAAACUGCUCCUACGCCUGCCCGACCUACGUACGCUCAACAAUCUGCACUCUGACAAGCUCCUCGCUUUCCGUAUCGAUCCUUGA
Chanos chanos (milkfish) is the source of this 1746-nucleotide messenger RNA. RefSeq names its product nuclear receptor subfamily 1, group D, member 4b (gene nr1d4b). Gene Ontology annotation, molecular function: zinc ion binding; nuclear receptor activity; RNA polymerase II cis-regulatory region sequence-specific DNA binding. The transcript has 8 exons. Gene Ontology annotation, cellular component: nucleus. Gene Ontology annotation, biological process: negative regulation of transcription by RNA polymerase II; positive regulation of transcription by RNA polymerase II; retinoic acid receptor signaling pathway. The coding region runs from base 19 to 1746 and encodes 575 amino acids. The record is from RefSeq and is a predicted model, not a curated record. NCBI's taxonomy places the organism in Eukaryota, Metazoa, Chordata, Actinopteri, Gonorynchiformes, Chanidae.